UAUACGCGCUUUAGUCGAUGAUGGUCUACGAGUUAUUUCUGAAGAAUCGUGUAUAGAUUUCACCAAAAGAAAUUCACUAACGCUAAAAUGGUAAUUAAAAAAGGAAAAGAUCACAUUACAAGUUGCAGUGACCCAGUUGAGCGUGAUGCAGUGGAAACACUCUUAUCUAUGGGUAGUAUACAACAGAUGGUUCAGGAGGCCAAGACUGAUAGCAUGUCUGGCAGUUCCAGUCCAGCUUACACUCCUUCCACCAGUCCCGAGGGUUCUGUUUGUUCCUCGCCACCCCCAUCUCCCUUUAGCAUCGGAUCCCUGUCCGGGGAAGACAGCAAUGGUAGCUACAUCUACCAUGACAUGCGCAGGGAUUCAAAGUUGGCACAGUUGCUACGAGAACCUAAGCCUGCAGAAGAUCCUGUUGUAACCAAAGGUCGUCCUGUCUCGGUCAUUGUACCCAAUCACUUGAGUCAUCCCCGGCUCACAAGCAGUCCCACCUUCAUUUCACAAGAACAGAUUGUCUCUACAUCAAAUGACUCUUGUAGUUCACCUGCAAAAAAUUUAACUGUGAACAAUGUUUCUCAAUCAGAUGUAUUAGGCUUAAAGCCUCUGGACGGUACAUCCAAUAACGGUUUGUCGCGACUUGUAGCUCCAUUAAAUCUCAACCAAUCCCAACAGAUUCCUGUUAGUUUAAAUGGACUUGGAUCACAUCAACAGCCCAUCAUUCAGGUUAUUGUGGUGAACAACUCUCAGCAAAUGGCAGCACCACCUGCCUAUCGAGCAUGGGUUGACAGACUUUGUCCUAUUGCCCCAGCGCCGCCCCCUAGUGACCGUAAUGGGAACCACAUUGAGCAGGACCAGUUGGAUAGGAGUCGACGUCGGACCCAUGCUUGUACUUUCACCAACUGUAGUAAAACAUACUUUAAAAAUUCUCAUCUGAAGGCUCACCUGCGCACUCACACAGGUGAAAAGCCUUUCAUUUGUGAAUGGAAUGGAUGUGGCCGAAAGUUUGCUAGAUCUGAUGAACGAUCCAGACACAUGCGAACACAUACAGGGGAGAAAAACUUCACAUGUGAAAUCUGUGACAGACGCUUUAUGCGAAGUGAUCAUCUGCGUAAACAUGCUCGUCGUCAUCUUUCUGGCAAAAAGUGCAAAUCUCCAAACUUAUCAUCAGACAUUUCCCAAUGUUCAGAAGAGUCUCGAGACAGUCAUCACUCAAUGGAAUCGGAUGAUUCAAACCUACAAAGCUGUGGCUCCCCUCAGCUCAUGGACACAGAAUCUUAGCUUAAUACAUAUAUAUUUAGUUCAAGUUUAAAAGGUUGUACAAAUUGAUGAAAUCAUGAUAAUGUAAAUGGCCAAGAGCAUAAGAGAGAGGGAGCUAGAGAAUGAUGAGAGCCAAUGACAGGUUAAAGUUUUUGAAUGUACAUGUAAAAGAUGUCAAGAGAGAGAGAGAGAGCUAUUAUAAGGCAUUUCCAAGGGUAGAUUUUGGAAUGAAGAGAAGGCGUUUAUAUGUUUAAGGAAAUCAUGGGUGCAUGAAUACAUUGGAGAAAAUACUUGCCAGAGAUUGUGUUUGAUAUGAUACAUACAUUGAAAAAUAAUACCUGUGCUGCAAUAGCUAACGUGUUGAUGACCUAUCACACAUUACAUACAGCCAUGUUGUUUACAGCUUGCUCAAGGGUCACAUACAGGUUAAUGCCCUGUAUCUAAUCAGGCAAUCUGUAACAAACAAGUACAAAUUUUCAGGUAGAUAAUGUGUUUUUACUGUGACAUUUAGUGAGGGAUGAAUGGAGUGUAGGACAUUUUAACUUAUAUUUAACUUAAAUAAUUGUUUGUUUGUUAAUUUUGUACAUGUGAAAGUGUCAAUUAUAUUGAUUAAAUGUUUUUGGCUUUGAACGAUUUAAGUUCACUCUUUCUUUUUUUUGAUUGAUGUUUUUUGAUGUCCUUAAAUUUUUUUGUACAAGUAGUUAAUUGUCAAUUCAAGUUGCCAUAAAUAGUCCUUAAUAGUUUUGUGAAUUUUAAUGUCAAGAUUCUAAACUGAACAAGAAAAUCUGCAUUAUAGUUUAAUUUGUCUUCAUCUUUAGAAAAAAAAAUAAUCCCAAGGUCAUGUAGUGUGAGAGAUAUAUCUAAAAAAGGAAAGUGCACCAACAGUGUGGAGAAACAAAACUUGUAAUAUGGAAUGGAGACAGAUUUUUUGUUAUAAAUGGCAUAAGAUCAUUACUGAAGUGGUAUACACUGAUAGUGGCUGUGUAAUACUGAGACUUUUAUAGAUAAUAGAAAAUGUUUUACUGUUUUCAAAUAAACAAGAAGGAUAAAUAGUGUGUCAAUUUUUUGACAAUUUUUGUUGAUAUCAAAAAAUAUUUGAAAAUGUGCAAUAUUAUGAUUGGCUGUUAUGACAAUUAGAUGCGUUUAUUGCAGUUGAUUAUGAUUCCUAGUCCCUUGUAUAUUUAGAAUCAUAAAAUGUAUAAAUGUUGUUGAUUCGGAUAACAGAGUAAGCAUACAAUUAGUUAUAUGUCCUUUCAUUAUGUAUUGUAUGAAUUGUUAACAGAUUCAGUUCUUUCUGUAUGUUCAAAGUACAUCUUGUCUAUUUGUCUCGUGAUACUGCAAAUACAAAAAGGAAAAUCAUCUUUUUCAUGGUUUGUUUUUGUAUCUCCAGUAUUGCUUAAUGGGAAAUCAUAAAAUAGAUUGGGAUUAGUUUUUUUAUUAUUGAAGCACCUGUAUAUUUAACGUAGAUGAACACUUUUUACCAAGAUAUUCGACAGUAGGAUUUCUCAUGUUGGAAAAAGGAAAUGUCACAUUUUUGUUUAUACUGAGGUAUUAAAUUAAUUGUGCAUGACUUCACUUCAUAUAAUUAUCAACAUAUCAUCUAGAUUUUUUAGUUUUGUUUUUGUUUGUAUUUUUUUUUUUUUUUUUUUGGUACAAUUUUGAAUUCUAAUGAAAAUUUUUUAAUUAUCCUUUAUCGUAAUAUACAAACAUAAUUGUCAAUUUAAUCAAUUCAUCUAUUUCAACUUUAAAUAAUUGUGAAAACUUUUUUCUAAUGUAAUGGCAACACCUACAUUCGUAAUAUUAAAAAUUUGAAUUUUCCUUUACCCUUGCAGAUGCAUGUCACAUUUUAUCAGACAUGAUAUGCUUUGUUUAUUUGAAAAGCAAACAGAAAUUUUGAAUGCCAGCAUGGUGGCACUUCUUUUCCAGUUUACCAACUUAUCAAGCUAUCUACCUGGUUGCUAACUUAGGGCUUUUUUCAUUUUAAAAUCACCAUUUUACCCUUUAACGCCUCAGGUUUUGCUACACCCUCAUGAAAACGGCAUACAGGGACCAGUUGAUAUUCAAUUUGCUUUCUUUCAAAGUGCUGGUGAUUUUUGUCUCAUCAUAUACUCUGACUGCCUUAGGUAUUGCAACAUUAUCACAUUAUUUUUAUGUAGGUAGUAACAUGUUUUGUACUUUGGUAUAUGUAUUGCACUUUGUUGUGCCACUGGAAAAAGUAUCAUCACCUGACAUAAAUACAGUGAAAGGUAAACUGAUCAUAAUUACAAUAAAUUUUUCUGGAAGUAUCAUUCACAGAAAUUUCUAUUUCUGGUGAAAAAGUGAAAGUUGCAUGAUGAUUUAAAUGAUGUAAUAUGAUGAGUGUAUUUGGAAAGUUUUGACAAUUUAACUAAAUACACUUAAAAUGCAAACAGAAAAUGGCAAGUUUUUUGGAAAAAACUUUUGUUUCAUAGAAUUAUUUGAAUAUUUAUUUUUAAGCUAUAUUUUCAUUAAAUACUUUAUAUAAAUAGUUUUUUUAGAAGUGGUUUGUAAUGCAUCAAAAUUCAAAAUUUCCAGUGUAAUGAAAGACUGAUUUAGACUUGGAUUUACCUGAAGAAGAAAUCAUUUGUUGAAGUAAAUUUUCUAUGAUUUUUGGUAUUUGGAAACAAUGUAAAUAAUCAGAAAUUUUGUCAAUAUUAUGGUUAUUUAUGUGUAUAUUUGCUUGUCUUUUUUCUUGCGAAUAUAUAUAUUGUACCUUGCUGAAAAAAUUUGUGUUCUUUGGUAUGAUAUAUUGAUAUUUAUUAAACCCAAUCAUAGCUUAUUCACUACUUGUAGAAUGUAGCGCUCUGGUAGUUCAUUAAUCAUUGUUUUAAAUGCAUUAACAGCAAA
Ylistrum balloti is the source of this 4119-nucleotide messenger RNA. Its product is annotated as Krueppel-like factor 10. Gene Ontology annotation, biological process: regulation of transcription by RNA polymerase II. The record is from RefSeq and is a predicted model, not a curated record. The coding region runs from base 88 to 1275 and encodes 395 amino acids. Gene Ontology annotation, molecular function: RNA polymerase II cis-regulatory region sequence-specific DNA binding; DNA-binding transcription factor activity, RNA polymerase II-specific. NCBI's taxonomy places the organism in Eukaryota, Metazoa, Mollusca, Bivalvia, Pectinida, Pectinidae. The transcript has 4 exons.